UCUCAUUGUAAUAUAUGAGCCCUGCAAGUUACAGUGAUGCAAGAAUGUUUUGUCUUUUCUCUCUGAUUUCUCUGCUUAUGAUUCCUGUGAACUGCAGCCAGAACUGGGAGGUUAAGUACUCCAGUAUGACGAAAUGUGCUCUAAAGUGUUCAACAAUAAAUGUAUCAGGCACUUAUAAACUCCCAAAUAAUCUCACAGUGACACAGACAUUCUGGACUGUAAACCCAUCUAAAGACGAGAGUAUCAAUCUGUUGGCUCAUCCAGAUUACAGAGGCAGAGUUCAGUUCUUCAAGAAUCAAGACGGAAUGAUCUUUCUCCGUCUCAGUAAUGUGACUCAUGAGGAUGAAGCAAUGUACUGCCUCAGAAUCCUGACAAAUGAAAAAGAGGAAAGAUUUCAGGGUUAUCCUGGGAUUGAGCUCAAAGUGACAGAACUCAGAGUGGAGAUUCCUGAAGAGAUAAUUGAGGGGAAAUCACCUGUUUUAUUUUGUAAGACCACCUGUGACCUCUCAGGUAAAACAGAAUUUACUUGGUAUAAAAAUGGCAAGAAUUUAUCCGAAUCGAUCGGCUCGAAUCAGCUGUUGCUGCAGUCGGUCAGCAGUGAUGAUACGGGGAACUACAGCUGUGCAGUGAGAAAUCAGAAACAUCUGCCGUCUCCUGCUGUCUAGCUAAAUUGGGCUAAAAUAGAAGACUCUGGCUGA
Molecule: messenger RNA, 698 nt
Organism: Sinocyclocheilus rhinocerous
Lineage: Eukaryota; Metazoa; Chordata; Actinopteri; Cypriniformes; Cyprinidae
Product: protein sidekick-like
Exons: 4
Source: RefSeq, a predicted model, not a curated record